This is a messenger RNA of Ctenocephalides felis (cat flea), 1686 nucleotides long. It is a transcript of the gene VAChT, whose product is annotated as vesicular acetylcholine transporter. The coding region runs from base 1 to 1686 and encodes 561 amino acids. Gene Ontology annotation, biological process: transmembrane transport; chemical synaptic transmission; xenobiotic transport. The record is from RefSeq and is a predicted model, not a curated record. The transcript has a single exon. Gene Ontology annotation, cellular component: AP-1 adaptor complex; terminal bouton; membrane. Gene Ontology annotation, molecular function: acetylcholine transmembrane transporter activity; xenobiotic transmembrane transporter activity. NCBI's taxonomy places the organism in Eukaryota, Metazoa, Arthropoda, Insecta, Siphonaptera, Pulicidae.
AUGACGACGAUACCAAUAAUUAAUCUUGAGUUCAAGGAAGUUAAGGACGUAGUAUGGGCGAAGCUUCAAGAACCGCAAUCACAACGCAAGUUGAUUCUUGUGAUUGUGUCGAUUGCUCUGUUGCUGGAUAACAUGUUAUAUAUGGUAAUUGUGCCCAUUAUUCCGGAUUAUCUACGGUAUAUUGGAGCAUGGGGAGUAGAAGCUCAGACCAAUGGCACUAUCGCUCCGAAUCCAAAAAUUCCGCAUUCUCAUCAUGGACAAGACUCCGCAACCGGAAUCCUCUUUGCUUCAAAGGCUAUCGUACAACUAAUGGUGAAUCCGUUUUCUGGCGCGCUGAUCGAUCGAAUCGGUUAUGAUAUGCCAAUGAUGAUUGGCCUGACCAUAAUGUUUUUAUCAACGGCUGUUUUUGCUUGCGGAAGGAGUUAUGGUGUGUUGUUCUUUGCGCGUAGUUUGCAGGGUGUCGGCUCGGCCUUCGCUGAUACAUCGGGUUUGGCAAUGAUCGCUGAUCGUUUUACAGAAGAAUCUGAACGUUCUAAAGCGUUAGGAAUAGCAUUAGCUUUUAUAAGUUUUGGAUGUCUCGUUGCUCCUCCAUUCGGAGGCGCAUUAUAUCAGUUCGCCGGUAAAGAAGUACCAUUUCUUAUUCUUGCUUUUGUAUCUCUCUUGGAUGGUUUUAUGUUAUUAUUGGUUAUGAAGCCAAUCAAAGAACAACUAAGAGAAUCGCGUGUUGAAAAACCUCCUACAAUACCGAUUUGGCGACUCCUCAUGGAUCCUUACAUUGCUGUAUGUGCGGGUGCUCUAAUGAUGUCAAAUGUUGCUUUAGCUUUCUUAGAACCUACUAUAUCGCUUUGGAUGGAAGAUAAUUUGACAACUGAUAACUGGAAGAUUGGAAUGGUUUGGUUACCAGCAUUUUUCCCACAUGUGUUUGGAGUUAUAAUUACAGUUAAAAUGGCGAAAAAAUAUCCGCAACAUCAAUGGCUCAUGGCCGCAGGAGGUUUAGCUCUAGAAGGUCUCUGCUGCUUUAUAAUUCCAUUUUCAACUUCUUACAAGAUGCUGAUGAUUCCAAUAUGUGGAAUAUGUUUCGGUAUUGCAUUGAUUGAUACAGCACUUUUGCCAACGCUAGGUUAUUUAGUAGAUGUACGCUAUGUGUCUGUUUAUGGCAGUAUUUACGCUAUAGCAGAUAUAUCAUAUUCAUUUGCAUACGCCAUCGGACCAAUUAUAGCAGGAGGUGUUGUAGAGGCAAUUGGUUUCACAGCUCUAAACGUUGGAAUAGCAUUUUCAAAUCUCCUAUAUGCUCCUGUUUUGAUGUAUCUUAGACAUAUCUAUGAUUUCAAGCCAUUUGAGAACGAGGCAAACAUUCUAAUGAGUGACCCUCCGGACAAGGAGUAUCAAACAUAUGCCUUGCAAGGUCAAGCGCAAAACAACGACUUGGACUACGGCAGAUUCAACGAAGGCCGAGUACAGGAAACGAACAUCGAUCAAAAUGGCUAUGAUCAAUAUCAAUCGGAGCCACAACAAUAUCAGCCCGGAUACAGCGAUCAGGGAGGUGCCUAUCAGCAGCAGCACGUGCCAGCAGCUGGACCAACGCAGCGCCAUCUGCCUCAGCAACCAGUGGGAAAUCCGUUCCGCGCUUCAGCGGAACUACCAGAAACUCCUAGGCCAGGGCACAACCCUUUUCGCCAAGGUUAA